Molecule: messenger RNA, 1016 nt
Organism: Pelagomonas calceolata
Lineage: Eukaryota; Pelagophyceae; Pelagomonadales; Pelagomonadaceae
Source: the annotation of a GenBank genome assembly
GUUUUAGGCAGGUGCCACGCUGUUUCAAGGCUGAGACGGUGUUCAGGCCUAAGAAGAUAGCGUUGGUGCUGUCUCGGACAAAGCUCGGUACCAGCUCUCGUCGGUCGAGGCGUCUGGAGCCUCCUCCAACCUGAGCCACCUGAGCCACCUGAGCCAGUAGCUCCGCAUCUGCAGGCAGAGCAAGCUCGGAAGCUCGGCCAGCGCCAGGUGUAGCUCGGCAGGGCAAGCGCUCGACCUCGGCGGACGAAAGAGAUCGGCGUCCUCUCCACGCCAUCGAGCAGACGCUUGCACGCCGUCCGCGUGCGCCUGCAUGGUCUGCAAGGUCUGCUUCCGGGCGUGGCGGAAGUGUUGCAACAGCAGAGACGCGGAUAAAGCCAAGAACAAGAAGUACCGGCCCCCGCGCCACGUUGCUCCUGAGGAGUCGUCGACGCCCCAGGUCUACACGUCCCAAAAACCCCUCUUCGAGAGUUUUAGGUCCUUUAGCGAGAUCGAGGACCAGGAAAUCAUGGCGCGUCGGCCGAAGCUCCCGACCAAACGCGUCUGCGGUCUGGGCAUCGCCGGUGCUCUAGUAGCUCUGUACGCGAUGCACGUCGAGCGCGCCAUGGCCGAUCCGUUCUACGAGCCCAUGUGCGUGACGCGGUGGGGGAGCUGCGCCGCGGUGUUCAGUUCGGUCUACGCGCAUCCUUUAUCAAACUGGGGCCUCGUAUCAAAGGGGUCGGACCUGGACUUCUCACUGGCGUUUUUGGGGAUCCUGAACUACGGCGUGUUCGCGCUCUUCCCGGUGUGGCCGCUGCAGCGGGCCGCCGCCGCGAAAGUUUUACUCGCGAUCUCCGUCGCGUCGUGCCUCUUCUCCAUCUAUUUGCUCUACGUGCUCAAGGUGCUCCUCGACGACUUCUGCGUCGUGUGCACGACGUUCCACGUCAUCAACUUCUCGACGCUGGUCUUCGGGGCCGUGCCGGCCUACAGGGCUACUACGGCGCCAAAGCCGAAGGGGGAGUAAUCUUUUUGUUACAAUA